This is a messenger RNA of Penicillium verhagenii, 1365 nucleotides long. RefSeq lists its product as uncharacterized. The record is from RefSeq and is a predicted model, not a curated record. The transcript has a single exon. Bases 1 to 1365 code for a protein of 454 amino acids. Lineage: Eukaryota; Fungi; Ascomycota; Eurotiomycetes; Eurotiales; Aspergillaceae.
AUGGAGCGCUCACUCGUGGACAUCGUGCAUAGCCAUGACCUGGCCUCUCUCCACGAUGAAGAUCUUGUCCGCCUACUCUACGCCCAAUUCGGCCCUGAAAUCGAUCACUUAAAACGGGUCCCCCACGCCGUCGAGGGUGACGAAUCUCCCUCAAAAGGCAAUCUCACCAACCACACACUGAGCCCGUCGCGACUACUAUUCGACGAGGACUUUGACGAAGUCAAUCGAUCAAUCACCAACGUCCGCGCUCUAAAAUGGGUCCUUGCAAACGACUACGACGCCUUCGUCGCCCAUCAACCUCCGUCCCCUAUCAGGCUAUCCCACGAGACCUUCCAAGCCCUCAAGCGCCAAGCAGACAGUUUCCUGGAGGACACAGACCAGCUCCUCGCUCUAAUCGUUGCUCUCGUCAUCGGCGACAUGGGAAAAGACCCGCGCCUAUCUGACGAGAUCGCCGCGCGCAAGGGCCAAGACGCAUCCGUAAACUACGAAAAGGAGAACGCGAAUGAAAACCACGACGAGCUCCUCGCCGACGCAGUCGCAUGCGGCAUCCUGGACGGCCCACUAAGCCAGCUAUCCGACGCUCGCCGCGCAGACGUGGUCCUCGGCGUGAACGUCGGAGCCACGCUAAACAUCCCGCAGCUGACGCAGGGCGAAAACGUGCCGGCGAGCUUGCAGCCCAUAUUGAAAUUCCGCGGCCACCCCGAGGCAUUUAAUCUGAAGUUUUUGGAGAUUAUCUUCGACGUGGCGGGGGCCGGGGGCCAUCUUGAUAGCUGUGGCGCGAAGCGCAUGAUCGAGCCUGUUUGUCAAUCGUUUCUGCAGGCCGGGCCGAUUUUGAAAAGCAUUAUUACUGAUAACGUCUCGCUGCAUGAGGCGUAUGAUCAUGUUUUGCGGAAUCGUGGGCAGCUGGUUGUUGAGCAGGGCUUUCCGGUGUUGUCGACGGGUGUUCCGGCGGAGAGGGCCCUGCUUCGUCUUUUUGCGAUGGGCCGUGUGGCCGAGCGGUCGGUGGCUGAGAACUUCCAGGAGGCGUUCUGUGGCUUGUCGGAGUCGACUCGUGAGGCGCUUGUUCAGGGAUUGAAUGUUGAUGGGGUGGAUGAUGGGCAGGCUGUGCUGUUGUAUUAUAUUCCUGCGUUGUUCGCGGAGACGGGUCGGGCUAUGCGCGAUGCUUCGACUGAAGAGCAUAUUGUUGCGUUGCGGUGUGUCAUGGAUUUUAUGGCGAGGACGUAUGGGGGUUCGAUAUCUUGUCCUGGUCAGGAGGGCUCGAUUGUUGAGCGUAAUGUUUCGCCGGUUGUUGAGUUCGUGCGCGAUCCGGCUUUUCGCAAUGACCCGCAUAUCCUGGACGAGUAUACCCUGCCUGAAGAGUCAUAA